CAUCAAGCGCUGCGUGUAACGUUAUAAAUAACUGUGAUUUCGACUCUUUUGUGUUAUAUUUACAGUUCAUGAAGGUUUUCUCGAUUUUUGCGUUCGACGCUUUGAGUGAUUGACAGUUUCAAAACACACGAGAAUAAAUGUAAGAAUAUCGUGUUUAAAUCAGAGGUGUGUAAAUCUGUCUGUUAAAUGAAGAUGUUCAUAUAUUGAAAUGUUGAGGAUGACGUCACGGGUGGAUGUGAUGUGCUGUAAAUCAGUAGGAACUGAUCUGUCCAUGCUGGAUAUUGAUGAUUUCAUCACAGAAAUCUGUAAGAUGAAGAAAGAGGUGGAGUUACUGGAGGAAAAGCUGCGGACAAGAGGAGAUGAACUCAACUCUGAGGAUGUGUCUGCGGUUUUGUGGAGUCAAUCUUCAGUGUGUGUGAGUUCACUGCUGGACAAACUCUCUGAACAGAAAUCCAGCCUCACUUUACUCUGUUAUACUGACACAAACCCCACAGACGCUCAGGACACUGCGUGUGACAGUAAUCACACCUUGAAUCAGGAUGAAUCUACUGAUCAAACCUCCACAGAGUCUCUGGGUUCUGUCUGUAACGCUGGAGAACAGCAGACCCUGAACACCAUACAACUGAAGAUGUGUUCUGUCAAACUGAUGGACUGCAGGAAACUGAUGGAGAUGAAAACUGAACCCACACCAGAGAAAGAUCAAACUGAUGAAGAGGAGAAUCAUGAGGAUUUUGUUCCUUCAGUCAGUCUGGAAAUAAAAACAGAACCUAAAUCAGAGGAAGAACAGACUGAAGAACAUGAGAAUGAUGAUUUUAUUCCUUCAGAUGAGAGGAUUGAUUCAUGUUGUGAUGGAGAAAUGGCCUCUACGUCAAAACAGCGACUGACAGCACAAACUCUUUCUCGCAUCACCUGUGGGAAGACAUUCGGUUCACAGAGACAUUUGAAGACACGUGAGAGAAAACACACAGAACAGAAACUCUUCACCUGCACCAGAUGUGACAUCAGCUUUCCUACAUCACAAGAGAAGAAACUUCAUUCACAAGAGCACAGAGACAAGAAACACUUUCACUGUGAGCAGUGUGGGAAGAAUUUUCUCUCGUCUUCUCGUCUGAAAGUUCACGUGCGGACACACAGCGGUGAAAAGUCUUUGCACUGCAGUGAAUGUGACAAAUAUUUCAGCACCAAAGCAAAUCUUGUUCUUCAUCAGAGAAUUCACACUGGAGACAAACGGUGUGAGAAGAGAUUCGUAAGUCUUCAGACUCAUCAGAAGAAACACGCUGAAGAACAAACUGAUCUAAAGUCACACAAAACAACACAUACCAAGGAGAAACUCUUUCAGUGUUCACACUGUGAGAAACGCUUCCAUCAAAAAGCUAAUCAGAUAAUUCAUGAGAGAAUUCAUACUGGAGAGAAACCUUAUCAGUGCAGUGUUUGUGGAAAGGGUUUCACUCAACAAUCUGGCCUUGUAAGACAUCAGAGAAUUCAUACAGGUGAAAGACCCUUUAAAUGUUCUCAUUGUGACAAGUCGUUUGCUCGAAUGAGUGCCUUGAAAAACCACGAGAGAAUUCACACUGGAGAGAAACCUUACCAGUGCUCGAGGUGUGGAAAGAGCUUUACUGAUCCAAGUACUUUAAGAGUUCAUCUAAGAAUUCACACCGAAGAGAAACCUUAUCAGUGCUCGAGCUGCGGUGAGAGAUUCGCUUAUUUAAGAAGUCUUCAGACUCAUCACAAGAAACACAGUGAAAGACAAACUGAUCUAAAGUCACACAAAACUACACAUAUCGAGGAGAAACGCUUUCAGUGUUCACACUGUGAGAAACUCUUCCGUCAUAAAGUUAAUCAGAUAAUACAUGAGAGAGUUCACACCGGAGAGAAACCUUACCAGUGCCCUCACUGUGGGAAGAGCUUUACUGAUCGAAGAAAUUUAAGAGUUCAUCUGAGAAUUCACACUGGAGAGAAACUUUAUCAGUGCAGUGUUUGUUGGAAGAGUUUUAAUAGUCAGAACAAUUUAGUGACACACCAGAGAGUUCACACUGGAGAAAGACCUUAUCUCUGUAAAGUUUGUGGAAAGGCUUUCACUCAACAAGCUGCCCUAGUAAAUCAUCAGAGAAUUCAUACAGGUGAAAGACCCUUUAAAUGUUCUCACUGUGACAAGUCAUUUGCUCAAAUGGGUGCCUUGAAAAACCACGAAAGAAUUCACACCGGAGAGAAACCUUAUCAGUGCUCGAGCUGUGGGAAGAGUUUUAAUAGUCAACACAAUUUAGUGAGACACCAGAGAUUUCACACUGGAGAGAAACCUUAUCACUGCAGUGUUUGUGGGAAGGGUUUCACUCAACAAGCUGGCCUAGUAAAUCAUCAGAGACUUCAUACAGGUGAAAGACCCUUUAAAUGUUCUCAUUGUGACAAGUCGUUUACUCGAAUGAGUGUCUUGAAAACCCACGAGAGAAUUCACACUGGAGAGAAACCUUAUCAGUGCUCGAGCUGUGGAGAGAGAUUUACUUAUUCAAAAAGUCUUCAGACUCAUCAGAAGAAACACGCUGAAGAACAAACUGAUCUGGAAUCAUUGUAGCGUCUCUAUCUCUUGCCCUAAUUUUUCUCACAGUAUUUUCUGUGUACUAUGUUCAAAGAGAAAUGUUGCUUAAUAUCAUUUCUCAUGUACGAAUGAAAAUGAAUCAGUUUAAUGUUUUUGUUAAUUAAAGGGAUA
Molecule: messenger RNA, 2704 nt
Organism: Triplophysa dalaica
Lineage: Eukaryota; Metazoa; Chordata; Actinopteri; Cypriniformes; Nemacheilidae
Product: zinc finger protein 271-like
Exons: 4
Coding region: 209-2569 (786 amino acids)
Biological process (GO): regulation of immune system process; negative regulation of transcription by RNA polymerase II; regulation of cytokine production
Source: RefSeq, a predicted model, not a curated record